CUGAAUACUGAAUAGCUCAAGCUAAAGUGCGUGCUGCAGGAUUCAACAGUAUGGAACUUUGAAACAAAUGGGCGAAGAAAUGUGGACGGGGAAGUGUUUCCCGUCUCUGCAAGAAAAAUAGUCCUUCUUGGAGUGGUUUCAGGUGAUAACAAACUUUUGAUUGAUGGAAUCUGCUAG
Molecule: messenger RNA, 177 nt
Organism: Haemonchus placei
Lineage: Eukaryota; Metazoa; Nematoda; Chromadorea; Rhabditida; Trichostrongylidae
Source: the annotation of a GenBank genome assembly